This is a messenger RNA of Daphnia carinata, 1026 nucleotides long. Its product is annotated as venom allergen 3 homolog. NCBI's taxonomy places the organism in Eukaryota, Metazoa, Arthropoda, Branchiopoda, Diplostraca, Daphniidae. Gene Ontology annotation, cellular component: extracellular region. The transcript is spliced from 7 exons. Bases 1 to 900 code for a protein of 299 amino acids. The record is from RefSeq and is a predicted model, not a curated record.
AUGCAAUUGACAGAGGAUUAUAUGAACUUACGGUUUCUCAAAUUCGUAUAUAAACGGAAACCAUUUCACUCACUCAUCACUACAACUUCACUUCACUAUCGUUCAGUUCAGAAACUAAACAGAAUAGUUAUGCAUUUCGCAACUAUUGCUCUACUAGUCCUCGGGGCUGCAAAUAUUGGCCACGCGCAAAAUUCCUACUGUACUAUAAGCACAUGCCCACCCAAUACCAAUACUCUCUGCAAGUACUCGAGCACUUCUUGGGGAGCUGCCUGUCUACCCCCCUACCCAACUAAAUCGAAUGUCACUACAGCCGAGAUCCCAAUCAUUUUAAAAGCGCAUAAUGACUAUCGCCGUCGAGUUGCCAAAGGCCUCGAGACUCGUGGUCUUCCAGGUCCUCAACCCUCGGCAUCCAAUAUGCGGGAAUUGAUUUGGGAUGAUGAACUCGCCGUGAUGGCCCAAACCCACGCCCAGCAAUGUGUUUUUGGGCACGACGCCUGCAGAAACGUCGCUCGUUUUCCAGUAGGCCAGAAUAUUUAUAUUUCUGGUUCCUCUGCUGAUAGCCUUGGCACAUCUGACUGGAAUGGAGCUGUUACAUCUUGGUACAAUGAAGUUGACAACAUGGCAAUUGAAUAUGUCACCAGCUUUCCAUCAAGUCCACCCAAAGUUAUUGGCCAUUACACCGCAGUAGUUUGGGGAACAACCAUUACUGUUGGCUGUGGAGUUGCAUACUACCAAUCAACUGCCGUUUGGCCAACACUUCCAUACAACCGAUUGUAUGUUUGCAACUAUGGGCCGGCUGGAAACUAUAUCGGCACGCCCGUAUAUUCGCAAGGGCCUGCUGGAUCUGCCUGUCCUUCUGGAACUGUAAACAACGAUGGUUUAUGUGCCACAAGUGUUUAAUCAUUAACAAUUCAGUAUGUUGCCUACUUGCCGUAUCUGCACUGACAGUUGAAUUUUUCACUUAUCUUUUAUUCUAACCUAUGGCACUUACAGACCAGAGGCAAAUAAAUAACCAGAUUGCAUUCA